AUGGUUGAAAUCUCCAGACACAACAAUGAACGCCUCUGGGAACUUGGACUGAAGUCUCACGAUAGUGGUGUGAAGCACGUCACACGCGACUUCCACCUUGGCAGAUGGGGGAAUGUAAACAACAAUGGCUAUCACCACAGUGAACUCUCUGGCAGCAGUAAAAGUAACAGUAGCAGUAAAAGUAACUGCAACAGUAACAACAGCAGCAGUAACGGUAACAGCAGUAGCAGUAACAGCAAUAGUAGUAACAGCAGUAGCAGUAACAGCAGCAGUAACAGCAGCAGCAACAGUAGCAGGAACAGUAACAGCAGCAUUAACAGCAGUGACAGCAGCAGUAACAGCAGUAGCAGUAACAGCAGCAGUAACAGCAGCAGUAACAAUAACAGCAGCAGCAGUAUCAGCAGCAGUAAUAGUAACAGCAGCAGUAACAGCAGCAGUAGCAGUAACAGCAGCAGCAGUAACAGUAACAGCAGCAAUAACAGCAGCAGUAACAGCAACAGUAACAUCAGCAGCAGUAACAAUAACAGCAGCAGCAGUAUCAGCAGCAGUGACAGUAACAGCAGUAACAGCAGCAGUAACCGCAGAAGCAACAGCAGCAGUAAAAGUAACAGCAGUAACGGUAACAGCAGCAGUAACAGUAACAGCAGUAACGGUAACAGCAGUAUCAGCAACAGUGACAGUAACAGCAGCAGCGACAGUAACAGCAACAGUAACGGUAACAGCAGCAGCAGUAACAGUAACAGGAGCAGUAACAACAGUAACAGUAAGAGCAGCAGCAGUAACAGUAACAUAAGCAGUAACAACAGUAACUAA
Molecule: messenger RNA, 813 nt
Organism: Centropristis striata (black sea bass)
Lineage: Eukaryota; Metazoa; Chordata; Actinopteri; Perciformes; Serranidae
Exons: 2
Coding region: 1-813 (270 amino acids)
Source: RefSeq, a predicted model, not a curated record